AUGUACGCGGGAGAAAACGAAGAGAAAACGGUUUGUCGAGGGAUGCUGUGUGGCUUCGGUGCCGUCUGCGAGAAGAACCCCGCGGACGCUUCCCAAGGCGUGUGUGUUUGUAAGAAAGCCACCUGCCCGUCCGUGGUGGCUCCGGUGUGCGGUUCGGAUUAUUCGACCUACAGUAACGAAUGUGAGCUGGAGAAAGCCCAGUGCAACCAGCAGCGUCGCAUUAAAGUCAUGAGUAAAGGAGCUUGUGGUUCGAAAGACCCCUGCGCGGAGGUGGUCUGCAGCUUCGGCAGCACCUGCGUACGAUCCACGGACGGGCAGUCGGCCAAAUGUAUCUGCAUGUCCUUUUGUGGCGGCCUCCCCGAAAACACCGUGUGCGGCAGCGACGGCAAGGACUACCGCAGCGAGUGCCACCUGAACCGACACGCCUGCGACAAGCAGGAGAACAUCUUCAAGAAGUUUGAUGGGCCGUGCGAUCCUUGCAAAAACACUCACAACGACAUGAAUAGAGUUUGUCGGGUCAACCCUCGCUCGCGACGGGCCGAGCUGUUGCCCAGGCCGGAAAGCUGCCCCUUAAAAAAAGAGCCAGUGUGUGGGGACGAUGGGGUGACCUACGAGAACGAGUGCGUCUUGCAUAGGACGGGGGCCAUCCGGGGCAUCGAGAUCCAGAAGUUGCGUUCGGGACAGUGCCAGGUGCAAGACAGAUGCCGGGAGGAGUGCCGUUUCAACGCCGUGUGCCUGAUCCGCCGGGGCCUCGCCCGCUGCUCCUGCGAACGGAUCAUCUGUGAUGGCGCCUACCAGCCUCUCUGCGGCAGGGACAGCCGGACCUACUUCAAUGACUGUGAGCGCCAGAAGGCGGAGUGCCAGCAGAAGGCUGCCAUUCCAGUCAAGCACCAUGGACCUUGUGAUCUGGCCAAGCCGAGCCCCUGCCUGAGCGUCGAGUGCCAGUUUGGGGCCACCUGCGUGGUGAAGAACCAGGAGGCCAUUUGCGAGUGCCAACAAGUGUGCCAGAGCGUCUACGAUCCGGUCUGCGGCAGCGACAACCUCACCUACAGCAACCCUUGCGAGCUGGACGCCAUGGCGUGUGCCCUCCGGAAGGAGAUCCGCAUGAAACACAAGGGCCCUUGCGGUGAGCCGUUAGAUCCCCCUGCUAAAGAGAGAACCAACCCGGCUUGCCAUGCACAGGAGCAGCCUGACUUUGGUCUGUUUGGUUUGAAUGUUCAAGGAAAAGGGGGACCCUAUAAGAUUUCUGGGGAAGGGGACUUCUUCCAGGGAUCCUGCCACUGCGAUCCUGUGGGAUCCGUGCGGGAUGACUGCGAACAGAUGACCGGCUUGUGUUCCUGUAAACCCGGGAUUACUGGCACCAAAUGCAAACAGUGUCCCAGCGGAAGCAAGCUGGGAAUGUCCGGUUGUGAGAAAGAUCUCUCUGCCCCCUCGUCCUGCUCUGAAAUGACCUGUGAAUUUGGGGCGUCGUGUGUGGAAGUGAACGGCCUUCCCCAGUGUGAGUGUCCAUCGUUGCUUUGCACGGAAGCUGACGCAUCCAAGGUCUGUGGCUCUGAUGGAGUGACCUAUGGCGACCAGUGUCAGUUGAGAACCAUUGCUUGCCGGCAAGGGAAGGCCAUAGAGGUGAAACACUUGGGCCAGUGUGCAGAAUCCCAUGCCAGCCAUCCCACCCCGCCUGCAACCCAACGCCCUCUGGACUCCGUCCCCCCUCUGGCUCCCCAAAUCACAACGCUGGCUCCCGAGCUAACCAGGACAUCCUCCUCUCCCUGGCAUUCAGAAGACUCCGUUUCCCACCAGAGCCAGCCGGUCACCCGAAGGAUAGCCAAGCCUGCUGUCCUCUCCACUCUUCCCUGGACGACGCAGGGCAUCCGCCAGACCACUGCCAGACCCCUCCUGACAGCUCCCGUGGUCCCUGCCACCACUCCGAUGGCUUACGUUGAAUCGGGCAGCGCGGAAGGCAGCGGAGACCCAGAAUUGGGCACCAGCGGGGAUCAGGAAGGCAGCGGGACCAGCUCUGCAGGGGAGGAAGAAAUGGAAGAGGAAAAGGUGCCAAAUCCACACCUGGUCGAGAGAGCAACCUGUUACAACACCCCUCUGGGAUGCUGCUCGGAUGGCAAGACUCCAGCCAUUGACGCCGAAGGAAGCAAUUGCCCAGCCACCAAAGUCUUCCAAGGGGUCCUGAUUUUGGAAGAGGUGGAAGGCCAGGAACUGUUUUACACUCCGGAAAUGGCCGAUCCUAAAUCGGAGCUCUUUGGGGAGACAGCCCGAAGCAUUGAAAGCGUGCUGGAUGAGCUUUUCCGCAACUCAGAGGUCAAGAGGGAUUUCAGGAGUGUCCAGGUGCGACAUCUGGGCCAAAGCAGCGCCGUCAGGGUCAUUGUGGAGACCCAUUUUGACCCAGCUACUUCUUACACGGCUGCCGACAUCCAGCGGGCCCUUUUGAAGCAGAUCAAAGCCUCUAAGAAGAAAACAAUCUUGGUGAAGAGACCCCAGCAAGAGAACAUCAAGUUCAUGGACUUUGACUGGAUCCCUCAGCUCUUCACCACCACCACCACUACCACAAUCGCCACCACGAUGGCUCCCAUGGCCGCCAGCUCCCAGAGGUUCCCCAACACCACCAAUCCCCGGAACCUGAACCCGGGAUGGCUGAAUGGGAAAUCCUCCGGAGGAGCCACCACCAAAAGGCCCAGCACCAGCCUUCCAACCUCCAUGGACCGGAAGAAACCCGUGCGCCCUGUUCCCACCACCAAGAAGCCCCCGCGGCCCUGUGAUUCUCAUCCCUGCUUGCACGGCGGCACCUGCGAGGACGACGGCCGGGACUUUACCUGCAGCUGCCCUGCAGGAAAAGGAGGAGCGGUUUGCGAGAAGUCCAUCCGAUACUUCAUCCCCAGCUUCGGCGGGAAGUCCUACCUGGCAUUCAAAAUGAUGAAGGCUUACCACACCGUGCGCAUCGCCAUGGAAUUCCGGGCCUCCGAGCUGAGUGGGUUGCUUCUGUACAACGGGCAGAACCGCGGGAAGGACUUCGUCUCCCUGGCGCUGGUGAACGGAUUCGUGGAGCUCAGGUUCAACACCGGCUCGGGGACAGGCGUGAUCACCAGCAAGGUGCCCAUUGAGCCGGGCCAGUGGCAUGCCCUAGUGGUCAAUCGGAACCGGAGGAACGGCGUGCUAUCCGUGGACGGAGAGCCCCACAUGCAUGGCGAGAGCCCAAGUGGGACCGAUGGGUUGAAUCUCGACACCGACCUCUUUGUCGGAGGAGCCCCGGAAGACCAAAUUGAUGUGGUGGCCGAGCGCACAUCGGUCACCGCGGGCCUGAAGGGCUGCAUCCGCCUGCUGGACGUCAACAACCAGAUGUACGACCUGCGAGAGAAAGGCGAUGACGUGCUGUACGGCAGCGGCGUGGGCGAAUGUGGCAACAACCCUUGCCAGCCCAACCCCUGCCACCACGGCGGGCUCUGCCACACCAUGGAGGCCGAGAUGUUCCACUGCGAGUGUCUCAAUGGUUAUACAGGACCCACCUGUGCUGAUGAGAGAAACCCUUGCGACCCCAAUCCGUGCCAUCUCUCUGCCACCUGCUUGGUGUUGCCAGAAGGCGGAUCGAAAUGCGAAUGCCCCAUGGGACGAGGAGGCGAAUUCUGCGAAUCAGUUGCAGAAAUGGACCAGACCGUGCCUUUUCUGCCGGAAUUCAAUGGAUUCUCCUACCUGGAGCUGAACGGUCUCCAAACAUUUGUGCCGGAGCUACAGGAUAAGAUGACCAUGGAAGUGGCUUUCCUGAGCAGAAAUCCCAACGGUUUAAUUUUCUACAAUGGACAGAAGACGGAUGGGAAGGGAGAUUUUAUCUCCUUGGCCCUUCACAAUGGAUACCUGGAGUACAGAUACGACUUGGGCAAAGGAGCCGCUGUAAUCAAGAGCAGAGACCCCGUCCCUCUGAAUACCUGGGUCAGUGUUUCGCUGGAGAGGAACGCGCGGAAGGGCAUUAUGAGGAUUAACAACGGAGAACGGACGCUUGGUGAAUCGCCGUUGCCCCACACCUCACUUAAUUUAAAGGAACCCCUCUACGUCGGGGGCGCACCGGACUUCAGCCAACUGGCUCGGGCUGCCGCAGCAUCUGCUAGCUUUGAUGGAGCCAUUCAGAAGAUUUCCAUCAAAGGGACCCCCAUCCUGAAAGAGAAGAACAUCCGCAGCGCUGUUGAGAUCUCCCCUUUCCGCUCCCAUCCCUGCACUCAGAAGCCCAGCCCUUGCCAGAACAGCGGGACCUGCCAACCCCGUUUGGAGAGCUAUGAAUGCACCUGCCCCAGAGGCUUCUUCGGGACCCACUGCGAGAAAGUCCUCACCGAGAAGGCAGCUGGAGACUCCGAUGCCAUCGCCUUCGACGGCUGGACCUACAUCGAAUACCAUAACGCUGUUACCAAGAGCCAACUGACCAAUGAGAUACCAGCUCCCGAUGCUUUGGAUUAUCAUCUGGACCUCAGCGAGAAGGCUCUGCAGUCCAACUACUUCGAGCUGAGCAUCAAAACCGAAGCCACCCAGGGACUCAUCUUGUGGAGCGGGAAGGGUCUGGAUCGAUCCGACUACAUCGCUUUGGCCAUCGUGGACGGCCGGGUCCAAAUGACCUACGACCUUGGCUCCAAACCCGUGAUCCUUCGGUCUACCGUCCCAAUCAACACGAACCAGUGGAUUCAGAUCAAAGCGUCCAGAGUCCAUCGAGAUGGGUCCCUCCAAGUCGGCAACGAAUCUCCCAUCAUGGGUUCCUCGCCUCUCGGAGCAACUCAGCUGGACACAGACGGGGCCCUUUGGCUGGGUGGGUUGGAGAAGCUGAGCCUGGCCCACAAGCUUCCCAAAUCUUUCCUCACCGGCUUCGUGGGCUGCAUACGAGACGUGGUGGUGGACCGCCAAGAACUCCAUCUGGUAGAGGAUGCUUUGAACAACCCCACCAUAUUACACUGCGCAGCCAAAUGAAACGAUCCGGCCUCUCCUCCUCUCCCUCUGCCUCUCUCUCUUCCCUCCACCCGGCUAUUGCUGUAAUUAUUUUCUAUUUUUGUAAAACUUCUUGCU
Messenger RNA from Notechis scutatus (mainland tiger snake), 5049 nucleotides. Lineage: Eukaryota; Metazoa; Chordata; Lepidosauria; Squamata; Elapidae. The record is from RefSeq and is a predicted model, not a curated record.